AAAGGCUAGCUGAGCUGUAGGUUUCUGGAGUGGGCAGUGGACAUAAAUAAGAAAAUGUAGAAGAACGUCAGUUUCACUUCGGUCAUGGUUGUGGGUCUUAGGUAGUGAGCAACCUUGGUACUGGUGGUGCAGCUGCCCCGUGGACCGUCAAAUGGGUUACCAAUGAAAAGAGGGAGCCAGUGACUGGUGUCUUUGAACGUGUCUCCUAUACUGAUUACACUGUGUAGAUUCAAGAACCAUGGCUGAACUUGGUGACAGCCAUAAGCUUAUAAGCAUGGAGGCAAAUAAACUCAGACAUUCACAGAGUUACGAAGACACAACCUCAGUGGGGCUUAAAAGAAUGCAAAAGCGGUUUCUCCAGAAAGAUGGGAGCUGCAACGUUUACUUCAAGCACAUAUUUGGAGAGUGGGAGAGCUACGUGACUGACAUUUUCACCACACUGGUGGACAUCCAAUGGCGCCAUAUGUUUGUGAUCUUCUCGUUGUCCUACAUCCUUUCCUGGUUGUUCUUUGGCUUGGUUUUUUGGUUGAUUGCCCUCCACCAUGGCGAUUUAUCCCCCGACAAAGAGAUAACUCCUUGUGUCGAUAAAGUCCAUAGUUUCACUGGGGCAUUUUUGUUUUCUCUUGAAACUCAAACCACCAUUGGCUAUGGAUCGCGUUGUGUCACAGAAGAGUGUUCUGCAGCAAUCCUGACGGUGGUCCUGCAAUCAGUCUUGGGUUGCAUCAUUGAUACAUUCAUCAUUGGAGCUGCCUUGGCUAAAAUGGCAACUGCCCGAAAGCGAGCCCAGACCAUCCGCUUCAGCUAUUAUGCUACAGUAGGCUUACGAGAUGGCAAACUCUGCCUGAUGUGGCGUAUAGGCGACUUCCGGCCUAACCAUAUGGUAGAAGGCACAGUGAGAGCUCAACUCUUACGGUACGUAGAAGACAGAAUGGGGAGGAUGGCAAUGGAAUACAAGGACUUAAAACUGGUAAAUGACCAGAUCAUCCUUGCUACCCCAGUGACCAUUGUACAUGAAAUUAACCAUGAUAGCCCGUUGUAUUAUCUGGACAGGAAAGCUCUGGCAAAAGACAACUUUGAGAUCCUGGUUACGUUUGUUUACACUGGAGAUUCAACAGGAACGUCACACCAGUCAAGAAGUUCAUAUGUGCCCCGAGAAAUCCUUUGGGGCCAUAGAUUCAAUGACGUUCUUCAAAUGAAGAAGAAGUAUUACAAAGUCAAUUGCCUCCAAUUUGAAGAAACCACCGAGGUAUAUGCUCCUUUUUGUAGUGCCAAGCAUUUAGACAGGAAAGAACAAGAAUAUACAACUUUUGAGAAGGCAUCAGAUGGAGAACCCGGAACAUCAUCCUCACUAGCACGGUUCAGAGGCCGUUCAUUUAGUGCAGAAGCUUUAAUCAUCCAUUCUGAAACAACUGAAGAGUCAGCCAAAGUUUGCAGUCAAGUCAGUACUAAGGAGCUGCCUUAUGAGAGAGCUCUAGUGGCUUUAAGCCGAAUCUCAAUGGAAUCCCAGAUUUAGCAAUUAAUUAUAAAGCUGGCUGUUAAACUUUUUGCAGUUCUCAAAUACACAAGUUUCAGUUAAAUACUUGGGGACCUGAUUCUCAGAUAAUUAAUCGAAAAGGCCGUUUACUGACACGUUAUUAUGACAUCAUUCUAAUGGAUGGGUAUGUUUAAUUGAUAACAUUAAUGUGACUCAUCUCCUUUAAAAUUAGCAAUUUUGUAAAUAUAAAAUUCUGCAUACCAACAAUACUUCAGAGAACAUUCAGUAGUGCUUAGUUCCAACUCUGGAUGAAUCUGUCAGUAGAAAUUUCAUAGAAUCAUAGAAUAAUGGAGAUGAAAGGAGCUUCUCAGACCAUCAAGUCCAACCCUCUGUUCAAU
Pogona vitticeps (central bearded dragon) is the source of this 1872-nucleotide messenger RNA. It is a transcript of the gene KCNJ16, whose product is annotated as potassium inwardly rectifying channel subfamily J member 16. NCBI's taxonomy places the organism in Eukaryota, Metazoa, Chordata, Lepidosauria, Squamata, Agamidae. The record is from RefSeq and is a predicted model, not a curated record. Gene Ontology annotation, molecular function: inward rectifier potassium channel activity. Gene Ontology annotation, cellular component: plasma membrane. Gene Ontology annotation, biological process: potassium ion import across plasma membrane; regulation of monoatomic ion transmembrane transport.